Molecule: messenger RNA, 585 nt
Organism: Adineta steineri
Lineage: Eukaryota; Metazoa; Rotifera; Eurotatoria; Adinetida; Adinetidae
Source: the annotation of a GenBank genome assembly
AUGUCGAUACCAAAAACGAAUCGUAAACGUUCACUUGUUGAAUUAUUUCAAAAAACUUAUUCUCAAGGCCAACCACAAAUAUCAUCACCAGCAACAAGUACAAUCGAUCAAUUAUUAUAUGAUGCUGCUAUGACAGCAUUUAGUUAUGUUUUUAUAGCUGCUACACCUGAUCAUCGUUGUCAAUUAAAUUUAGAUCAUUUUACGGAUACAUAUAAAAUACAAUCAAAUCUACAUCAAAAUUACAUUAAUAAAUAUAUACCAUCAGAAUUAAAAGAUCCAGAAUGUACUAUGUUUGAUAAAAAUAGUUCAAAUAAAAAUCCCAUACCAUGCACUCAAUGGGUAUUUGAUGAUACAUUUUAUAAUAAAACAAUAUCAACGGAUUGGAAUUUUGUUUGUACACGUCUUCAUUUAAAAGGUAUAAUACACAAUGCAUAUAUUAUUGGUACAAGUGGUUCAUUUUUAACUGGUAUUAUGUCGGAUAGAUUAGAACGACGAACAACAAUGUAUUUACUUAUAUUACUUAUGGUUAUUGUACUUAAUUCAAGGGGAGAAAGCGAGACUUUAUCUACUUCGAAAAGUAUUUGA